GCAGGUGCGCUCAGUGUGCUAUCUUCUGCAAAGAAAUUGUGAGGUGAAAGCAAUGUGAAGGUUUAAAAACAUGAAAUGGAAAAAUAUCAGGGGACAUGUGAUAAAAUGAAUUUUCUUUCUUGCUACACAAUUUCAUAAGUGUCAAGAAUUGCACCCCAAAACUAAUUUCACACGAUUUUUCCUUGCCAUUGGCAUUAUCGAUGACGUGUAUUUUAACUGUGAGAAAGGGCUAAGGUUAAGGGAUGCGUGUCUUAACGCGUAAUUAAGUUUGUCAGUGAGUAUCAUUUGCGGCAGAUAUACAGUGAAAUAGUGUACCGCGUAUGAUGCUCCGGAACAUUAUUUCACAGCAUUCUGUGUUGUUUUUUGCGUUAACUGUGCUGUGGCCAGGAUGUUUACCAAGUGUUGACUUCUUCGUUGAAAGUACGGGUCCUCUCCUCGAAAAUCUCGAUAAUUUUGACUUUGACAUUUUCUUUGAAGUUAUUGAACCAGAGGAAUUGGCUUAUACAUACAAAAUACGCCCAGCGAAAGAUUUUGGCACCCCACUGAAUGAAUCCUUUGCUGGCCAGGGGGUGGACCUGGUUCUUGUUUAUCCAGCUACUGGUUGCGGCUGGCCAUCAAACGCUGAAGAAAUAGAAGGAAAUGUGGCUUUGGUGGAAAGAGGGGAAUGCUCUUUUUUGAGCAAAACUAUAAAAGCAGAAGAGGCUGGUGCAACAGCAGUGAUUAUUGCUGAUUAUGAUGAAGAGAAUGAUGGUGUUUUUAUAGAAAUGAUUGAUGACAAGACACAUAGGGAAGCUCAUAUACCAGCUGCUUUCUUAUUAGGAAAAAAUGGGCAUGUGAUACGGAGGACACUUGAACGUCUGAACAGAAAUUAUGCUGUGAUUAAUAUACCUGUUAAUUUAACAUUUAUUCCAUUACAUGAAACAAAUCAGCCUCCUUGGAUAAGAUGGUAGCUAAAUAAAUACUCAACAGCUGACCGAACUAGUCAUCAAACUUCAGUCGAAUAAAGUCAAGAAGACAUUGUUGAUAUUAACUCCAAUAAAAUUAUUUGUACAUUGUUGUCUUUAAUAAAUAUCUGACAUUGUUUGCAAACAUGA
This is a messenger RNA of Schistocerca gregaria, 1094 nucleotides long. RefSeq names its product PRADC1-like protein. The coding region runs from base 321 to 950 and encodes 209 amino acids. The record is from RefSeq and is a predicted model, not a curated record. Lineage: Eukaryota; Metazoa; Arthropoda; Insecta; Orthoptera; Acrididae. The transcript is spliced from 5 exons.